Messenger RNA from Hansenula ciferrii, 1710 nucleotides. Its product is annotated as leucine-rich repeat domain-containing protein. Lineage: Eukaryota; Fungi; Ascomycota; Saccharomycetes; Phaffomycetales; Wickerhamomycetaceae. Gene Ontology annotation, molecular function: protein binding. The record is from RefSeq and is a predicted model, not a curated record. Bases 1 to 1710 code for a protein of 569 amino acids. The transcript has a single exon.
AUGGAAAAACAGAAUCCUUUGUUACCCUUUUGGUAUGACCUUUCACGUCCUCAACAUGACAAUGCCUUAGAUCCAACUCCAAGAGAUCGUGCUACCCGUGAUGAAAAUGCUGGUGGUACAAUGUUUCAUACUAGACAAGGUGAAGGAAGUGCUAUGAUUGCUAGGAAGAGAGUUCAUGAUCAAGAAGAUGGUGAUUCUAAAAGAAGAACUUUUGCAUUGGUUAAUAAUAAUUCAGAUCAAUUAACUAGUGAUACUGAUAUUGAUGAAUUUGAAGGUAAUUUCCCAAGACAUUCAAAACAUUAUAGUAGUAAUCAUAUACACAAGACAAGUUCACAUCCUUCUUAUCCAUCACAUCCAUCAUCUGAAUCUGUUUAUUUCUUCCAAAAUAAUCAAAAUAAUCAUAUACAAAACCAACAUAAUCAAAGAGUUCCAAGUUCUCCUCCAUUAAAUCAUCAACUGGCUAGUUCUCCAGUCAAUUAUAAUGACUAUAAUCAAGGUGAUAAUGAUAUUUUUACAAGUCAAGCAACAAUGGUUGCUGCUCCAAAAAGUGAUUUUGAUAUUGAUGAAGAACAAGUAGAACAAGAAGAUGAAUUAGAAUCAAAUAUUUCAGAAGAUACAAUUGAUUUCAAUAUAACAAAUUUAAAUAGAGUUCAUGGUUAUAUAAGUUCUGAUAAUUUACACGAGGAACCAGAAUAUUAUAAUAAUAUAGAUGAAGAAGAAUUAAAUUUUAAAGCAAGAAUCAUUAUAGCUAAGGCAAUUGAAGAUGGGAAUCCACAAAUACGGUUAGAUAAUAUUGGAUUAAGAAAUUUACCUGAUGAUAUGGAAGAUUUGAAAAAUAUGAUUACUGUUAAUGCCUCGGGGAUUGUUAAACCCAAUAUUGAAGUUUAUGCAUCACAUAAUAGAUUAAGAGUUUUACCACCAAGUUUUUUCAAUGUGGAAAAUGUUAUUGUAUUAUCAUUAAGAAAUAAUAAGAUGAAAAAACUUACAGGUAAAAUUUCCAAAUUUCAAAAAUUAACAGAUUUAUCAUUAGCAUCAAAUGAAUUAAAAGUUUUACCAUAUCAAAUAUUAAAUUUACCAAAUUUAACAAAUUUUUUAGUUAGACCAAAUCAUUUAUUAUGGGAAUUAAAAAAUCAAGAAGAAGGUUUCGCAAAGCAAGUUUCUCAUGAAUCUCCAAAUCAAGAUAUAAAUAUUCGUCGUUAUGUUUCAAAAUUAAAAUGGUCAGAUUUACCAAUUCAAUCAUCAUCACAAUUAGCACCACCAGUUAUGAAUGAUAGACAAAUGUGUAAUAGAGUUAGUGCAGUCCCUAAAUUAUCAGAAUUAUCAUUAAGAUCUAUAAGUCAUUAUAAAGUUUCAUUAUCAGAAACUAAAAUGUGGAAAAAAAACGUCCCCACAUAUAUUCAAAAGAUGAUUGCAAAAGCUAUACAAAAAGGUGCGUAUGAAGAAUCUUGUUCAGUUUGUGAAAAAGUUACAGUUAAUCCUGUUGCAAAAUCUUUGGAAUGGUGGGAUAUUAAAACUCAAAAAUUAGUACCGCUAGUUAGGAAAUUUUGUUGUGGGAAUUGUGUAAAACAAUGGUUGGAUGAGAUUGAUGAAGCAGUGACAAAAUUUCAAAUGGAGAAUGAAGAGCAAAGAGAAGAUCAGAAUGAAUAUCAAGAAGAUGUUCUUUCAGAUAUGAGAAGUGAAGAUGAUAUUAGAUUUGAUGAUGAGUUUUGA